CGUUUAGGCUGUGUCCGAAGGAAAGUUCCAAUUUUUAUUCACGGAAAUCCAGUUAAGGUUUCCACAUUGAACAAUCACAGCUGUACCAUUUGUCGAGAUCACAACACUCAAGUGUCUUAGAUUUAGCAAGCCUAACUAUUGAGUAAAUGACGGCUUCAUUGCACUUGUAUGGAGUUAAAGCUCCAGGCCUUGCUUUAAGUUCAAAGAGGCUUGAGUUUGGCUCAAAGGGGUCUAGUUUUUCAGUUACAUUGCCAUCAAGUAGUGCAGUCUUUAGAGCCGUAGAGCAUUCUUGUAGGAAUAUAGCUUUGAGAGUUAGUUGUGAAGAUGUAAGAGUCGAUUUGCUUGAAAGAAAAGAGCCCGAGACCUGCAAUUCAAGCGCAAAUGGCAAAGAGUUGACAUGUGUAAUGAAAUUCGGCGGUUCAUCAGCAGAGAGGAUGAAAGAAGUUGCCAAUCUUAUACUCAGCUUUCCAGAUGAGAGGCCCGUCAUUGUGCUAUCAGCAAUGGGGAAGACGACUAAUAAGCUUUUGAAGGCUGUUACUUGCGGUGUCACUAACGUAGAAAGUAUUGAAGAAUUGAGCUUUAUAAAGGAACUCCAUUUAAGAGCUGCUCAUGAGCUUGGAGUGGAAACAACGGUUAUUGAAAACGAAGAAGAAGAAGAAGAGUUUCGUGUUCUUCACAAAGCUAUUAGAGAUGGCGGAGCACUUAGCGUCAAUUUUCGGAACGGAGAAGGAUCACGUGAAUUGUCCUUUCUACUUCAAAAUCGGCGCUUGUCGUCAUGGAGAUCGAUGCUCGCGUCUCCACACCAAGCCAAGUAUAAGCCCUACGCUUCUCCUUUCGAAUAUGACUUUUAUGAGGAUCUUUUUGAGGAGCUGAAUAAGUAUGGUGAGAUUGAGAGUCUGAAUGUCUGUAACAAUCUCUCUGACCACAUGGUUGGUAAUGUGUAUGUGCAGUUUCGAGAAGAAGAGCAAGCAGGAAAUGCGCUUCGCCAUCUUCAAGGAAGAUUCUAUGCAGGUCGUCCGAUCGUUGUUGAUUUCUCCCCUGUCACCGACUUUCGUGAAGCUACUUGUCGACAGUAUGAGGAAGAGACUUGCAAACGUGGUGGAUACUGCAACUUUAUGCACCUAAAAAGCAUUAGCAGUGGAUUAAGGAGGCAGUUAUAUGGAAGAUACAAAAACAGGCAUAGCCAUAGCAGAAGUAGGAGUCCUUAUAGGCAUCGUAGUCACGAAGAUCGCUCUCAUGAAAGGCAUAGCCGCAGUAGAAGGUAUGAUGAUGAUGAUGGUGAGAGCCGUAGCAGGAGCAGGAGAUACAGGAGCAAUAGCCCUCGCCACAGAAGAGGACGGAGGAGUAGGAGCAGAAGCAUAAGUCCUGGUGGAAGGAGACAGAGAAGUCCUGUUAGGGAUGGGAGUGAGGAAAGACGUGGUAAGAUUGAGCAAUGGAACAGGGAGAAAGAAGAGCUCAGGGCAAAUGACAAAUGCAGCGAUGGGUACAUAAAGAAGGACAACUAUCAUCAGGAGCGGUCCUUUCAACAAGAAGGCUGUUGAUGCCAUCUGUUUGGUAGAACUUUGUAUGUUGCUCAUAGUCAUGGUGUCAUUUAUCAUUGUGUGUGUGUUUGCUUUGUUCGGGUGUGAGUUCUAUGUAGUGCAUGUAGAACUUUGUUUGUUACAGUCAGGGAAAAUAUGACAAGUGCAAGUUGGGAAUAGAGCGAAUGCAACCAUAACUCUCUGUACUGGUUCUGGUCAUCUAAUCAUCAACUCUUAUAAUUUUUCAAUUCUCUUUGGCUUUGUUAUUGUAUGCUUACGGUUUUUGAGAGUUUUGCAGGUUCAGGUUUGGCCUUGUAGAGAUGAUAGGUGCGAAAAGGUUUGUU
Messenger RNA from Arabidopsis arenosa, 1864 nucleotides. The record is from the annotation of a GenBank genome assembly. Lineage: Eukaryota; Viridiplantae; Streptophyta; Magnoliopsida; Brassicales; Brassicaceae.